GCUUUUCUUCUUUCUUCAUAUCUCCAAGAAUCCUUUCACAUGCUUAUGUAUAUAUAUAAGCUCAACCACACCCAAACAACCUUGUAAAGCAAAGCCUUUCAUGCCAAGCACACACACCAUCUGCAUCUUCUCUUCUACCAUUCUUGCUUUCUCCUUGUAGCCUCUUCCUUCUGUUCUUCCAGAGAAGAGAAACAUAUCUGUGCAAGCUUUGCCUUCUUCCAUGGCAGUGGCUAUAGAGGCUCCGUUCCAUGUCCUGGCUGUGGAUGAUAGCCUUCCUGACAGGAAGCUCAUCGAGAGGCUACUCAAGACCUCUUCUUUCCAAGUAACCACUGUUGAUUCGGGGAGCAAGGCUCUGGAGUUCUUGGGGCUCCAUGAUCAUGAGGACAGCCCAAUUUCUACUCAAUCAGAUCAGCAGGAGGUUGGAGUGAACCUGAUCAUCACAGACUACUGCAUGCCUGGCAUGACAGGAUAUGAUCUUCUCAAGAAGAUCAAGGAAUCGUCUUAUUUAAGGGACAUCCCAGUUGUGAUCAUGUCAUCGGAUAACAUUCCUUCAAGGAUCAAUAGAUGCCUGGAGGAAGGAGCUGAUGAAUUUUUCCUCAAACCAGUUCGGCUCUCCGACAUGAGCAAGCUGAAGCCCCACAUACUGAAAAGCAGAUGCAAGGAGCACUACCAGCAGGAACAACACCUGCAAAGCAACAGCGAAAGCAACAACAGCAGUAACCCCACAAGCGAGAACAGCAGCAGCAGCACUAGCACCAACAGCCACAAGAGAAAGGCAGUCGAUGAAGAAAUUUUGCCCCACACAAUAAGACCAAGGCAUAGUUGAUUUAGCAUCUGACUGGUCAUUUGACACUGAUUUUUUUUUCUUGCUUCUGUCUGAUCGGUUUUUGACAUACUGAUUUGUAAAAGGGAUACUAACAUCUAGUUUACAAAAUAGAAUGGAAUCCGUUAACGGAUACUGCUUGAAUUCGAAUGGGUGAUUCUCAGUUCAUCACAUUGUGAUUUUAAGCCA
Molecule: messenger RNA, 1012 nt
Organism: Oryza sativa Japonica Group (Japanese rice)
Lineage: Eukaryota; Viridiplantae; Streptophyta; Magnoliopsida; Poales; Poaceae
Source: RefSeq, a predicted model, not a curated record